Molecule: messenger RNA, 1014 nt
Organism: Fomitopsis serialis
Lineage: Eukaryota; Fungi; Basidiomycota; Agaricomycetes; Polyporales; Fomitopsidaceae
Exons: 4
Coding region: 295-960 (221 amino acids)
Source: RefSeq, a predicted model, not a curated record
CAUGCGUCUAUGCCGUCGAGGAAUUCAGCGAUGCUUCGAGGGUGACGACACGGCUGUGCACUCACCAUCAUCCCGGCGCGUCCGCACGCCCCGCCCUCGUCGACAGCAACCACCUCACGCACUCGAGAACCCGACAGAACGUGCCCCACAACUGUAUGCAUUACUUCACAUUGCUGGCUUCGAAGGCCGUUUCUCUGGAUGAACGAGGCACUAACUCUACGACGAACGUUGCGUCUGGUUCGCACUCGGAGUGCACGGACGAGGCACACACGAGUCUCAUUCGGCAGAUGAGACAUGCAAGGACAAGCGUCGCCAGACCUCGCUGUAUCGCUGGUCUGCGGGCUAGCAGGUUGUUCAAUGAGCGGCGAUGAACCCUCUGGAGACAACCCGCCUUCGUCCUACCGACUACAAUUCCCCAUGCUACAUCAUCGCGCGUUUUUGCGCGGCCCCCUCCUCAUUUCCCCUCAGGCUUUUUCCCCUUCCCCUCAGGCUUUUUGCCCUCAGGCUUCUUCGCGUUCGCCACCCAGGUGUAGCUUUGAGCGGACGGGCGGCUCAUCUUCAUCACGUCGUGAGGUUUCCCAGCCUCCUUCGCCGCCUGCUUUUGUGCCCUCUCAUAUUGCGCCUGAUCAGCGUGCCAUUGCUUGCGGUCCUUUAUGUGAGCUUCCAUACUGGUGCCAUGCGUCCGUUGGGGGAACUUUCCUGGGGGUCGAGGGGGUUCCGCGCGUACGGAUAACUGUUCGCCAAAGUAAUCCCGAUCAAAGAGUACCUGCAGAUCGCCAAGAGCCCGCUCCGCAAGGUCGGCGUCGUCGCGGAAGCUACAGAGGGAAGGAGGUGUGCAUCAGUCGAACCGCUCAAGCUGACUCGGCGAAUGCGGAACAGCGCGUACGCAAUGUAGGAAACGGGGCGCGCUACGGCAGACGACGCGAGCAUCGCCGCGGAGACGAGAGGGAGGAUGGUUGAGACGCGCAUCUUGAAUGGAGACUCGAGGUGCAGUGGCUGGACGACGGCGGCUGA